Messenger RNA from Aethalodelphis obliquidens (Pacific white-sided dolphin), 2701 nucleotides. It is a transcript of the gene FASTKD4, whose product is annotated as transforming growth factor beta regulator 4. The transcript is spliced from 11 exons. Gene Ontology annotation, cellular component: ribonucleoprotein granule; mitochondrial matrix. Gene Ontology annotation, biological process: regulation of mitochondrial mRNA stability; mitochondrial RNA processing. The record is from RefSeq and is a predicted model, not a curated record. Gene Ontology annotation, molecular function: RNA binding. The coding region runs from base 611 to 2509 and encodes 632 amino acids. NCBI's taxonomy places the organism in Eukaryota, Metazoa, Chordata, Mammalia, Artiodactyla, Delphinidae.
AGAGCCUCGCCUGCUCGUGCGCACGCGCCCUUUUUCCGAGGUCCAGCGUGGCGGCCUGCGAUCCCGCACUGGUCCUCCGCGCUGUCGCUGGCUGGCCUUCGUGCAAGUCGUUCACUUUCUGCGUCUGAGGGCCGAACUUCUGGGUUGGUGUUUCCACAAAUUCCAGUUGGGCUUCUGAACUUGUUUUCCUCGCUAGCUCGUAGGACGGUCUUUAGUCGGGAACGUUUUCAGUGCUUCCCCGCCGUUGGGGCUCUGUGGAUGGUGGAUGUUACCCUUGGAUCGGUGUUCCUCCUCUCUGAGUCUCUUGCUUUAUGUGCAGUUAAUCUAAGCUUUCUACAGCUACAACAGUGAGCUCACGUAAAAAUAAAAUGUCCCAGGCCAAGUUCUCGGAAAUCGAAGGUCAAACACGCUCUCUGCUUUGGCAGGAGGGAGGCCCAGGUUAUAACGCCUUUUAUCGUGCCCCGGCGGGGUGCCUUACCCAGGUCAUUUAUUCACGCUGGUGAGCAGGACAGAGUUGUUAAAAGCAGCUGCAUCGGGAUAUGUAACAUUCAUGGAGGAGGGCUUUGGAGUCACUUGCUAGGAGGCUUCUCUCCCCGCCCCCCAGGCCGGCAUGGCUGCUCGGCUGGUGAAGCGAUGCACGUGCUUCCUGAGGGAAGCCACCCGUCUGGCCCCUGCCGUGUCCCCGGUUGGCCAGCUGAGACUCGCCCGGAGAGCCCAGAAGCCUCUGACGUCCUCGGCUACCUCAUCCAGCUCCCGCCUCCCAGGUCCUUUGUCAGAGCUUGUGGAGAAGGAACAGGUGUUUACUCCCUACCCUGAGCGCCAGGAGGUGGACCAGCUCAUCGAGAAGGCCACCAGGCCAGAGGAGCUCCUGGAGCUUCUGGGUGGCGGACACUGUCUGCACGAGAACCACGCCGCCCUCACACUCAUCCAGCUCUCUCGCCUGCUGUCUGAGAAGCCGAAAGACAAAGCCUUGCUCAUACAGGAUGCCCGCUUUCGGCAACUUCUCCAUCUUGUCAACAACCAGAUCACUGCAGUCUGGCAUGGGACCCUCGUGAAGCUGCUCCGGAGCCUCUAUGCACUGGGCCUUCCCCCCACCUCCAAGGAGCUGCGGUCGGUGGAGCAGGAGGUCCGCUGGCGCAUGCGCAGGCUGAAGUACAAGCACCUGGCCUUCCUGGCCGAGUCCAGCGCCAACUACAUGCAGGAGCAGGACUCCCAGGAGCUGCUGGCCGAGCUGCUGGUGCAGCUGGAGCGGCGCUGGGCAGAAAUCGAUGACAGCCGCAUGCUGGUGGCCAUGAUGAUGAAGACGGGGCACCUCUCCGAGUCUCUGAUGACCCGCCUGGAGGACAAGUGCCUGGAGCUGGUGGAGCAUUUUGGCCCCGAGGAGCUGCGGAAGGUGCUGGUGACAUUGGCAGCUCAGAACCGGCGGUCGGUGCCCUUGCUGCGGGCCAUCUCGUACCACCUGGUCCAGAAGCCCUUCCCCCUGACGAAAGGCAUCCUCCUGGACCUGGCCUACGCCUAUGGCAAACUCGGCUUCCACCAGACGCAGGUGUUCCAGCGCUUGGCUGCAGACUUGUUGCCCCACACUCCUAGCCUGACGUCCAGCGAGGUGGCACGCUGCACCAAGUCCUUUGCCUUCCUUAAGUGGCUCAAUCUGCCCCUGUUUGAGGCCUUUGCCCAGCACGUCCUGGACAGAGCCCAGAGCAUCACUCUGCCACACCUGUACAACAUGCUCCUGGCUUUCGCCCGUGUGAACUUCCGCCCAGAACGGGAGGAUCCGUUCUUCAGCCUGGUGCAUGAGAAGCUGGGGUCAGAGCUGGCGGGCCUGGAGCCAGCCCUGCAGGUGGACGUGGUGUGGGCCCUGUGUGUGCUGCAGCAGGUGCUGGAGGCCGAGCUGCAGGCUGUGCUCCACCCUGAGUUUCACACCCAGUUUCUAGGUGUCGAGUCCCCAAAGGAUCAAAGCACCUUCCAGAAGCUGCUCCAUAUCAAUGCCACUGCCCAGCUGGAGCACCCCGAGUACACGGGCCCCCUUUUGCCAGCCUCAGCCUUGGUCCCCAGGCCCUCGGCCCUUGACAGGAAGGUGACCCCCUUGCAGAAGGAACUGCAGGAGACGCUGAAGGGGCUGCUGGGGAGUGCCGACAAGGGCAGCUUCAUGGUGGCCACGCAGUAUGGCUGGGUUCUGGAUGCUGAGGUGCUGCUGGACACCGACAGCCAGCUCCUGCCCCUGAGGGCCUUUGUGGCCCCUCAUCUCGCCCUGCCCUCUGGCAGCCAGCCACUACCCCCGGGGGCCAAGAGGCUGGCCUUCCUGCGCUGGGAGUUCCCCAACUUCAACAGCAGGAGCAAAGACUUACUGGGGCGCUUCGUGCUGGCCCGGCGCCACCUGCUGGCCGCUGGCUUCCUGCUGGUCGAUGUCCCAUACUACGAGUGGCUGGAACUUAAGUCUGAAUGGCAGAAGAGCGCCUACCUCAAGGACAAGAUGCGCAAAGCAGUGGCAGAGGAGCUGGCCAAGUAACCUGUCCGGUAGCAAGGACUGUGUGACCAGGGGGCCGGACUCCCCUGGAGGCCUAGCCACGAGCACUGGUGGGCCAGAGGUGGCACGCUCGAGGACAAACCUCAGUGCAGGACCUUGGCCGGAAGUGGGCUGGUGGCCAGCAUCUCUGAGUGGCAGGUCGUUCUUUCAUGGGUAAUAAAUCUUUAAUCAGCU